AUGAGUUUGACGGGUGUUGCUCACGGAUCAGAACACCUCAAGAAACACCAGCGGAAACCCACAGGGAAGAAAUCUCACUGCUGCUCUGACUGUGGGAAGAUAUUCAACUCUUCAGCAGACCUUAAAAGACAUAUGAGAAUCCAUACAGGAGAGAAACCUUAUAGCUGUAAUCAAUGUGGGAAGAGUUUUACUCACUCAAGCUGCCUGAAGGUACAUUUGAGAACACACACAGGAGAGAAAUCUUAUAGCUGUGAUCAAUGUGGGGAGAGUUGUACUUCAUCUAGCCAUCUGACUAGUCACCAGAGAACACACACAGGAGAGAAACCUUAUAGCUGUGAUCAAUGCGGGAAGCGUUUUGUUACAUCUAGCUGUCUGACUAUACACCAGAGAACACACACAGGAGAGAAACCUUAUAGCUGUGAUCAAUGUGGGAAGAGUUUUACUCACUCAAGCUGCCUGAAGGUACAUUUGAGAACACACACAGGAGAGAAAUCACACGACUGUGGGAAGAGUUUUGUUUUGUCCCAAUAUUUAGAAUCACACCAGAGAACACACACAGGAGAGAAACCUUAUAGCUGUGAUCAAUGUGGGAAGAGUUUUAGUCGAUCAAGCAACCUUAUGGUACAUUUGAGAAGGCACACUGGAGAGAAACCUUAUAGCUGUGAUCAAUGUGGGAAGAGAUACGCUGGUAAAAGAACUCUGAUUAAACAUCAGAAAGUACAUACAUGAAGGAGUUGUUUCAUGAUAUCAAUUAAAUAAUGUCACAAUGUUUUAA
Coregonus clupeaformis (lake whitefish) is the source of this 775-nucleotide messenger RNA. Its product is annotated as zinc finger protein 180-like. Gene Ontology annotation, biological process: regulation of transcription by RNA polymerase II. The transcript has 2 exons. The record is from RefSeq and is a predicted model, not a curated record. Lineage: Eukaryota; Metazoa; Chordata; Actinopteri; Salmoniformes; Salmonidae. Bases 1 to 729 code for a protein of 242 amino acids. Gene Ontology annotation, molecular function: DNA-binding transcription factor activity, RNA polymerase II-specific; RNA polymerase II cis-regulatory region sequence-specific DNA binding.